UGCAGCCGCAGGCCAACGCGGGCGCCGCCUUCAGCACCAGCAGCAUCAGCGGGAAGUUCCAAGGCACUAUCUGCAGCAGCAGCAGCAGCAGCAGCAGCAGCAGCAGCAGCAGCAGCAGCAGCAGCAGCAGCAGCAGCAGCAGCAGCAGCAGCAGCAGCAGCAGCAGCAGCAGCAGCAGCAGCAGCAGCAGCAGCAGCAGCAGCAGCAGCAGGGGUGGGGUGGAGGCGGGAGCGUUUGCGCGGAACGCUCCGGUGUAUGUAAACCUGGAGUGUAUGUGCAGCUCAGGUCUCACGGCCGCGACGACUCCGACGGGUUCUCUGCGAGUGUGGCAGGAGAUUUUAUUUUUGUCGCGAACUGGAAUGUAAGCCCCGCCUCUUAUUUUGUCCGCCCAGCCCGCGUAGUAACGCAGCAGCAGCAGCAGCAGCAGCAGCAGCAGCAGCAGCAGCAACAGCAGCAGCAGCAGCAGCAGCAGCAGCAGCAGCAGCAGCAGCAGCAGCAGCAGCAGCAGCAGUGUUACCUGGCGAACUGA
Molecule: messenger RNA, 529 nt
Organism: Eimeria necatrix
Lineage: Eukaryota; Apicomplexa; Conoidasida; Eucoccidiorida; Eimeriidae
Exons: 3
Source: RefSeq, a predicted model, not a curated record